Pollicipes pollicipes is the source of this 828-nucleotide messenger RNA. RefSeq names its product doublesex- and mab-3-related transcription factor A2-like. Gene Ontology annotation, biological process: regulation of transcription by RNA polymerase II; sex differentiation. The coding region runs from base 1 to 828 and encodes 275 amino acids. Gene Ontology annotation, cellular component: nucleus. The record is from RefSeq and is a predicted model, not a curated record. NCBI's taxonomy places the organism in Eukaryota, Metazoa, Arthropoda, Thecostraca, Pollicipedomorpha, Pollicipedidae. The transcript has 5 exons. Gene Ontology annotation, molecular function: DNA-binding transcription factor activity, RNA polymerase II-specific; RNA polymerase II cis-regulatory region sequence-specific DNA binding.
AUGGACUCGUCCAAGGUGCCGAUGAGCCUGGCCAGCGGCAGCUCCCUGCUGAGCCACGCCGUGCUGGGCGGCCUGUCGCCGCUGUUCCUGCGCGCCUCGGAGCGGUACCAGCGCACGCCAAAGUGCGCUCGCUGCCGCAACCACGGCAUCGUGUCGGCGCUGAAGGGCCACAAGCGCUACUGCCGCUACCGCGACUGCGCCUGCUGCAAGUGCACCCUGAUCGCCGAGCGCCAACGCGUUAUGGCCGCCCAGGUGGCGCUGCGGCGUCAGCAGGCGCAGGAGGAGAACGAGCUGCGUGAGCUGGGCGUGGUGUUCCCGGUGCCGGGGGACCUGAGCAGGUCUACCCCGCCGCCGGCCGCCACCAGUCCGCCCCAGAAGAGGUGCCGACCUGAGGAGUCUGAUGCGCCGUACCUGGAGCAGAGCAGCGCGGUCAGCCUUGACCUGAGGUCAGCGGCCACCCUCUCGGCGACCGUCCAGCCCGGCCGGCCCCUGAGCUCCGACGAUGAGGUGUCUGAGAGAUCGUCAUCGCCCCGCGCGCCGCCUCCGAUGUACGACUCGGACAGGUCGCUGGACCUGAUGGCCAGGUUGUUUCCGUCGAUAUCCCGCUCAGAACUCUUCCACACUCUCAAAGGACAUGGAGCCAUGAUGGGCUUCCCGAGCUUCCGCUACCCGUACCCGCGACCCUACUUCCCAGUGCCGUGGAGCGGUGACCUGUUCCCGCCCUACCCCGGCUACGGGCUGGCCUCGCCGCCCGGCCUGCCAUCUAGCGGUGGCCUCGGCGAAGGUAGGGCCGAGCCCUCCAGGUCUCCGCCUUCGCCGCCCAAGUGA